AUGCCACGGCUGCGUGAGCAGAGGGCGUUCCUGGUGGCCUUGAUUGCGCUGCAGCGCCGCCAGGGCAGCACCGAGGACCGCACUGAUGCCCACGAGGGGGGCAGCGGCAGCGGCAGUAGCACCAGUGGGAGCAGCGCGGAUGUGCCGGUGCAGGGCAACGCGCGCGUGCCGGAGGUGCCGGUGGCUGUGAGCGCCCAGGCGAGGGCAGCUGCUGGGCGGGCGGCCGUGCUGCUGGAGGCGUGGGAGCGGGGCGGGGAGGGUGGGGAGGGGGAACAGGGGGAGGACGGGGAGAGAGGGGAAAACGGGGAGAAGGCGGAGGUGGAGGAAGGAGGGGGUGUGGAUGUGCGCAUGGCAGCGCAGGUGACAUACCACCCUGGCAACUCCUCCCACCAGGUGUGCUACCAGCUGCCCCUGCCAGGCCGCUAUGUCCUCUCGCUGCACCUCCUCUUCUCCGCCACCUUCCCCCUCCUGGGCUCCAAUGCGCGCACAUCCUUCCUUGGGGGGUUCUCCAACUACACGGUGGUGCACUCGCAGGCUAUUCAAGCAUCAGCGCCGCGCACCUUCUUCCUUCACGCACACAGAGCCACCCUCCCUUACUGCACACCACCGCUCCUCACCGCAUCCCACCACUCCGGCUACUGGAUGGGCCAUCUCUGGCAGCCCCACGCAUGUCGCCUGCGCCGCCUCUCCCCCCCCGCCAUGCAUGCGUGCUUCAACGGCCGCUCGCUGCUCUUCCUCGGCGACUCCCAGCUGCGCUACACCUUUGCCUUCCUGCGCUUCCUCCUCCGCUUCCCCUCCCGUGCCGCCUUCCUCACUAAGUUCGCCGCCAAGCCCAAGGUGUUUUGGCCCAACAUGCUGGCCUGUGGCAGUGUGCCACGUGGCAACGGGUCCAUCUACCCGCCAGUGAGCAGCAGCACGGGCGAGCUCAUCUCAACAGGCGUGUGUCAGCAGCCGGGCUCCACCUUCUUCUUCCACGGGGAGAACUUCAACGGCUAUGGCCGCGCCAUGUACAAGGUGAAAGCAGCAGCGGGCAGCCCCUCGUUUGCGUUCAACCUCACGUACGUGUCGCAGUGUGGCUCCAUGAAGCCCGUGUUCCCCGCGUGGAUGAGCGACCCCGCCCUGGUGGGGCCCGCGCUCACCCUCUUUGACUCGCGCCCUGAUGCUCACAGCGCUGCUGGCACCAGCCAUGAGAGCAGUGACCGCAGUGGGGACAGCAGCAGUAGUCGCAGCAGCAGUGGGGAGGGCAGCAGCGAAGAGAGCAGCAGCGGUGGCAGCAGCGGCAGGGAGGGGCGUAUGGGGGAGUAUGACAUGGCGCUGGUGGCCACCACUCUGCACGACCUCAUUCAGCACCCCACCGCCCGCGCCUUCGGUGCCCUCAUGGAGUCCAACCUGCUGCCUCCACUACUGGCGGUCAUGAGGGACCCCUCAGCCGUGACACUGCUGGGUCCGUGGGCGGCGAGGGAGGACAACAAGCCGCCCGAGUUCAUCCCCGUGAGCAACAACGCGCGUGCCAUGGCGUUUGAACACGAGCUCCUCAGGCGCCUACCGUCCACACAGCCUGGGGCAGCCAGUGCGCUGGGCAUGAUGGGGCUGACUCUCCCGCGCCCAGACCUGUGCCCCGACAGCACGCACUACGCGUGGCCCGUCACCCUCGCCAUCCUCGACCUCUGGCUCACACCCCUCUGCGCCCCACACGCCUCACACGCUCCUCAACACUAG
Molecule: messenger RNA, 1719 nt
Organism: Closterium sp. Naga37s-1
Lineage: Eukaryota; Viridiplantae; Streptophyta; Zygnematophyceae; Desmidiales; Closteriaceae
Source: the annotation of a GenBank genome assembly